UUGGCGAAAAAAAAGGAGCUUAAUUCGAACAUCAUAAUCCUGGGAUCCAAAGAUUGCAGACUGCUGAUUGAAGCACUUGGAGACUUGGUUCGAUGAACCAAUUAGAUCAAACAACUUUAAGACACACACACACACACUUACCUUUACUGGGUGCAACAAUACAACAGAAACAACAACAAAAGUAACAGCCUGAAGAAAACAAAGAAGGGGAAGAACAACAAAAAAGAAUUCUUUACGAGCCUCGGCUCUCCGAUGCACGGUCAUCAAGUCAGCUCGUUCGACAUUCAAGAGGCAUCGAUGAUAAUAUUCAUUCAUUUGAUCAAACCGCCGACGAUGUAGAUGGAGAUGGAGAUGCAGACGACGACUUUCAUUAUGCCCACCUCCCUGCAGUUUCCUCUGGCAUAAACCCGCCCUGCCAUAACCCCCAUACAGACCCCACUACCAACUCCUUCUACUGGGCGGCCUCCCCAAAACUAAAUUCAAGCACGGCAGGGAAAAAUGCUCCUCCUCGUACGAAAAAAAAAAAAAAUACAUAUUGCCAAAGUAGCAGCAACAGCAAAAGCAACUACGGCAACAUCAUCAGCCAACAACAGAAACAUAAAGAAUACCAAUAGCACCAUUAUGCAUCAUUACACUGAAAGAAAGAUGGUGGUUUAAGGAGAUGAACA
Molecule: messenger RNA, 668 nt
Organism: Drosophila bipectinata
Lineage: Eukaryota; Metazoa; Arthropoda; Insecta; Diptera; Drosophilidae
Product: long non-coding RNA:CR43337
Source: RefSeq, a predicted model, not a curated record